UCACUUUCACAUUUAUGUCGUCUUAGGAGCCCCUCUAGUGUGUGGAAGUUUGAGUGUGUACUCACACAGACAUCCUUGAAAGACAGUAAAAUGAAGUAGUGGCAUAUAGAUCAGCUUAUGCUAAAAGCCCGUGUUAAGCGCUGGUUUAAGCUCUGCUUACCAUGGCAGAGAGCUCAGUGUGGGAAGAAAUCUGCAGCAAGCACGAGAGAAGCCAGAGAGACAAACACAGACUAGAACUAAUUUCUAAGAACAGAUGAAAUUGGCUAUGGAUAAUUCAUAUGAUUUCAAUGAACGAAGCUCAUGGAAUGGAAUUUCAUCUGAGAAGAAAAAAAAUUUCCUUGUAUCAGAAGAUCAUGGACAGAAAAUCUUAACUGUUCUACAGAAUUUUAGAGAACAGAAUGCCUUUUACGAUUUCAAAAUAAUCAUGAAAGAUGAGAUAAUCCCAUGUCAUCGCUGUGUGUUAGCAGCAUGCAGUGACUUUUUCAGGGCUCUGUUUGAAGUAAACAUGAAAGAACGAGAUGAUGGAAGUGUUACCAUUACUAAUUUGUCCUCCAAAGCUGUAAAAGCUUUUCUUGAUUAUGCCUAUACCGGAAAGACAGAGCUAGCAGGUAACAACGUGGAAGCGCUCUUUCAGUUGUCGUCUUUUCUUCAAGUCCCCUUCCUGGCCAGAGCUUGCAGUGACUUCCUAAUAAAAAGCAUUAAUCUGGUCAACUGCUUACAUUUGUUAUCUCUGUCAGACAGCUACGGCUCUACCCAUUUGUUUAAUCAUGCUUUAUACUUUGUACAACAUCACUUUCAUUUAUUAUUUAAAUCCAGUGAUUUCUUAGAGAUGAGUUUUGGAGUGCUGCAAAAGUGUCUGGAAUCAGAUGAGUUAAAUGUGCCUGAAGAAGAAAUGGUCCUAAAGGUCGUCCUCACUUGGAUUAAACAUAACUUAGAAUCCAGGCAAAAGCACCUGCCUCAUUUGAUUACAAAAGUAAGAUUACAUCAGUUAUCUGAGGACACACUUCAAGACUGUCUGCUCAGUGAGGAGUGUUUACUCAAAAGCACAAACUGUUUUGACACAAUUGUGGAUGCCAUUAAAUGUGUGCAGGGCUCCAGUGGCCUGUUCCCUGAUGCUCGGCCAUCCACAACUGAAAAAUAUAUAUUCAUCCAUAAAACAGAGGAAAGUGGAGAAAAUCAGUAUACAUUUUGCUAUAAUAUUAAAACUGAUUCAUGGAAAAUACUGCCACAGUCACAUCUGAUUGAUUUACCAGGGUCCAGCCUGUCUAGUUACGGAGAGAAAAUAUUCUUGACAGGUGGUUGCAAAGGGAAGUGCUGUAGAAAGGUUCGACUUCAUAUCGCUGAGUCUUACCAUGAUGCCACUGAUCAGACCUGGUGCUACUGUCCAGUCAAAAAUGAUUUCUUCUUGGUUUCAACAAUGAAAACACCAAGAACCAUGCAUACAUCAGUUAUGGCUCUCAAUCGACUGUUUGUCAUAGGUGGAAAGACUAGAGGAUCUCAGGACAUUAAAAGUCUCUUAGAUGUUGAAUCCUACAAUCCACUCUCCAAAGAGUGGGUAUCGGUUAGCCCUUUGCCCAGAGGCAUCUACUACCCAGAAGCAAGUGCAUGCCAGAAUGUCAUUUAUGUUCUUGGAUCAGAGGUAGAGAUUGCAGAUGCAUUUAACCCAUCCCUUGAUUGUUUUUUUAAAUACAAUGCUACAACUGACCAGUGGUCUGAACUAGUAGCAGAGUUUGGGCAAUUUUUUCAUGCUACUCUAAUUAAAGCUGUCCCGGUAAAUUGCACGCUGUAUAUAUGUGAUCUUUCCACCUAUAAGGUGUAUAGUUUUUGUCCUGAUACUUGUGUUUGGAAGGGUGAAGGGUCUUUUGAAUGUGCAGGUUUUAAUGCUGGCGCAGUUGGGAUUGAGGAUAAGAUUUAUAUAUUAGGUGGUGAUUACGCACCUGAUGAGAUCACAGACGAGGUGCAGGUCUACCACAGCAGCAGGUCAGAGUGGGAAGAGGUUUCACCAAUGCCAAGAGCCCUAACUGAAUUUUACUGCCAGGUCAUUCAGUUCAAUAAACACAGGGACCCAUGGUUUUCCAAUCAUUUCUAAACCUAAUAUUUGCUUGAGUAUUCUAAAACUAUUCCACAUCUUAAAGGCUUGUUAAAAAGUCUUUACAUCUUAAUACAAUAAGAUAUUCCUGCUAUUAGAGAAUGAUUAUGUGUAUGUUAGCUAUGAAUAGACAGUUCCCAGAAAUUUAAGAUACAAGCUACAUUUUACCAAAAAUUAUAUUGAAUAUAAUUUAAUCUUGAGUAAUCCAGAAUACACAGUAUUUUCAUAUAUAAAUAUAAGUCACAGGCUUUGGCACUUUAGUUUUUAAAGUACUUUAUUGAUGAAAGAGAGAAAAACAAAUCGAUGUUCACAAUGUUUAUACUUUGUAGAAGGGGAUCCCUUGAGGUAGUAGAAGUUAUAUUGCAUAUUAGGUGGUGUGAAAGGUAAAUUAGAAAUUGGUGAGAAACCUAUCUUGACACUGCAGGUAUAAGAGUUGCUGAAUAUCCUUUAUGAUUGUUAAACACUUUUGUCUUUUAUCUUGGUUUUGGUCAGAAAUUUUCUUAAAAUGAAAUACGUUUCUCCAUCCUUCUGAUCAAUAUACCAUGUACUGUUUUAUGUGUAAUAUUAUAUUCAUGUAAUAUAUCUUCAUUAAGAGUAUAU
This is a messenger RNA of Nannospalax galili (Upper Galilee mountains blind mole rat), 2689 nucleotides long. It is a transcript of the gene Kbtbd3, whose product is annotated as kelch repeat and BTB domain containing 3. NCBI's taxonomy places the organism in Eukaryota, Metazoa, Chordata, Mammalia, Rodentia, Spalacidae. The record is from RefSeq and is a predicted model, not a curated record. Gene Ontology annotation, molecular function: protein binding. The coding region runs from base 254 to 2089 and encodes 611 amino acids. The transcript has 3 exons.